Cladocopium goreaui is the source of this 678-nucleotide messenger RNA. NCBI's taxonomy places the organism in Eukaryota, Dinophyceae, Suessiales, Symbiodiniaceae. The record is from the annotation of a GenBank genome assembly.
AUGCUCUACGCCUUGUCAGCCGACGAAAAACUCAGUCGACGGGCUGUGGAUGGAUCCAUGAACAGCUGGACAACUGCAUUUGAUCAAGGAUUCACGAGCUUUGCAAUUCAACGGGCUGCGUACACGCUGUACUCCCUGGCCAUUCCCGCCAGUUCUGCAGGCUGGUGCAUAGAGGAGAUGCGUUUCUUUGAUCCCACAGGUGGCCUCCUCUCUCCACUUCGUGGCACUGGAGCACGCAGCUUCAGGCGUCCAACGUUGUGCGGGAAUUCUCGAGGGGCUUUGCAGUAUCAGUUCACGGAGCCAACAGUGGUGGACACGUACUAUCUUCAGGGUGGCAAGACUUCCACUGGCACCAUGGAAGUGGACUGGGUUUUGCAAGGAAGUCUCGAUGGUUCUAAAUGGAUCAGUCUGGAUGAGCAGAAUGACAUGCCGGCCAGUGGGGACAUGAAGGGCUUCAAAGUCUUGAACUUCGGAUUUCGCCGUCGCAGGUCUGCGAUCAAUCAGAUGCCGAAGAGCAACAGAACUUGUGAAACCUUGCCCAGAGGACUAUAUUGUCAGAAGCGAAGCAUGGUGGCAUAUGUGACGAUGUACAGCAAACAGGACAUCGAUGCGACCCGAGCACGUGCCCAGUGGAUUGCGCCUACAACGACUGGUCUAUGUGGACAAGCUGCCCAGUAA